AUGGCAGGUUCGACGUGGGAAGAUGUUCGAAAGCAAGCUCGAGUACUAGAAAAUGACAUAGAUGUGAAAUUAGUAGCUUUCAGCAAGCUAGGAGUCAGUACAGGAACUUCUGGACUCAAUUCUGAGAGUGCACCAUUGAUUAACAGUGAGGAUAUGUUUGAUACAAUGUCUAUGGAGCUACAGCAGCUCUUGAAUAAGUUAUCUUCUAUUAAUGACAAAAUGGCAGAUCUAGCUCCAAGUGGAACAGCCACAUUGCAUACUAUUAAGAGGCAUAGAGAAAUACUUAUGGACUAUCAGCAAGAAUUCCAAAAGACAUCUGCCCGAGUGCUCGCCAGACGUGAGCGUGAGGAGUUAUUACGAGGUGUUAGUCCCCCACCCUCUGCCUCAGCGGGGUUGAGUCGACGUGAUCAGUAUACAAAGGAAGCUAACCAUUUGCAUAGCUCCCACAUAUUGGUAGACGAACAAAUAAACAUAGCGAUGGAUGCGCGAGAGCAUCUCACGUCUCAGCGACAGGUGUUCAAACGGAUGCAGACCAGAUUUAAUGACAUUACUAAUAGAUUCCCAAUGCUGAACAGCCUCAUCUACAGGAUAAACGCUCGCAAACGACGCGAUUCACUCAUUAUUGGUUUAGUCGUCGCUAUAUGCACUUUCCUACUUCUUAUGUAUGCAUUCCAU
Messenger RNA from Brenthis ino (lesser marbled fritillary), 675 nucleotides. Lineage: Eukaryota; Metazoa; Arthropoda; Insecta; Lepidoptera; Nymphalidae. The record is from the annotation of a GenBank genome assembly.